GAGGCUGAGACUGAGACUGAGACCAAACAAACACAAGCGUGUAAGUGUAACAUAGGUAGUUUCUCAACAAACAAAAGAAAAAAAAGAAAAGUGUAACAUAGGAUAGGUAGUGUAUUAAGUUGGUAACAUAUAGUAAAAAACUUAGCGAUAAUUUGAGGGUUACAUCUAAUAAAAACUGUCUUUCUUCUUAUCAAAAAAAAAAAAAACUGUCUUUCUUCUGCUGUCUAUGCCAGUAUAUUUAUAGAUGGUAGAGCUGUUUUUCGUGAUUAUCGACCCUGGAUUCUCGGCUUAAUCAUUGGGAGGUCCGCUUAUGCCUUUCUGGUGGGUGUUGUGAGCGGGGGUUAGCUAUCUAAUUCGAGAUUUGCUGCAGAUAAGUAGCUCUUUUGCUUAUUUGUGAAUCGACUCUUUGAGGAUUUGAUUAUUUUGUUUGUGUUGAAUAUGUUGGGUACUUUUAUUUGAUUCUAGUAUUGGUGAAAAAAACUGUUUUAGGUCUUGGUGGAUUUUGUAUAGAAAAAAUUGUGGUAUUUGUAAUUGGUAUUGAAAUUUUGGAAGUGGGUUUGUAUUUGUUUUUUAUUUCUAUGGGAAAAUAUGGGUAUAGUUGCUUAAAAGUUGAGAUUUUGAAUAGCCCCAGGAGGGGGAGGAGGAGGUUGUAGACUGAACAAGGAAUUGGGGUUGAAAAUAAGAAAUGCGUUAUGCAUAUUUUUUAUUUUAUAGAGUUGGAUUUAGUAUAUAUGAAUGGCUUCAACUGAGUGGGAACUGGGAAGGACCUGCAACCUAGGGUUUUAGGGGUGAUGGGAUUUAUGGGUCUGAUCUGAAUUGUUGUUUGGAGUAAGCAAUGGAAGGUAAUUUACCACAAGGAGGUAUGAUUCCAGGUGGUGGGGGUUCCUAUGGAGGGUUUGACUUGCAAGGAUCAAUGAGAGUUCCUCAUCAAACACAACACCCACAUACAAUACACCAACAUCAUUCUCUUCCUCGCCAAGGGUCAGCUGUACAUCCCUCGAUUCAUGAGGGCUUUCCGCUCACAAUGGGAACCAUACAAAACUGUGAUCAAACCAUUCCAAUGGUAGAUUUCAAUAAGGGGGAGAGGAGCAAAAACUCAAUGAGUGAUGAGGAUGAACAGAGUUUUACUGAAGAAGGUGUUGAUGGUCAUAAUGAAGCAAGUAGAGGGAAGAAGGGGUCACCAUGGCAGCGUGUGAAGUGGACUGAUAAGAUGGUGAGGCUUCUGAUUACUGCUGUUUCUUAUAUAGGUGAAGAUGUUGCCUCCGAUUGUGGCAGUAGUGGGGGGAGAAGGAAAUUUGCGGUUCUACAAAAAAAGGGCAAGUGGAAAUCUAUCUCGAAGGUCAUGGCUGAGAGGGGUUAUCAUGUUUCACCACAGCAGUGUGAGGAUAAAUUCAAUGACCUUAACAAACGUUAUAAGCGGCUUAAUGAUAUGCUUGGGAGGGGCACUUCUUGCCAGGUUGUUGAGAACCCUGCACUUUUGGAUGUGAUAGACUACCUGACAGAGAAAGAGAAGGAUGACGUUCGGAAAAUAUUAAGCUCAAAGCAGUUGUUCUAUGAAGAAAUGUGUUCUUACCAUAAUAGUAACAGAUUGCAUUUACCUCAUGAUCAAGCAUUACAGCAUUCAUUACAGUUGGCCCUUAAAAGUAGAGAUGAUCAUGAUAUUGAUGAUGCCAGGAAGCACCAACAUGAUGAUCUUGAUGAAGAUGAUCAAGAUAUGGAAACUGAUGAUCAUGAUGACUUCGAGGAGAAUCAUGCUUUACAUGGGGAUAACAGGGGGAUAUAUGGAGUGUUAGGGUCAGCAAAGAAAUUGAGACAAGGCCUGGCCCAUGAAGAUAUUAAUAUUGGGAAUCCCUUGAAUUCCCAGGACUACAACAGAAGUCCUUAUUCUCAAGCACAAAUUGCCCAAUCUGAUAUGAAUCAAGCCUUACCUGAGAACAUGAGAGCAGCUUGGUUACAAAAGCAGUGGAUUGAAUCUCGUUCUCUUCAUUUGGAAGAACAGAAGCUCCAAAUUCAAGUUGAGAUGUUGGAAUUAGAGAAACAGCGGUUCAAGUGGCAGAGGUUUAGCAAGAAAAGAGACCGUGAGUUGGAAAAACUGAAGAUGGAAAAUGAGAGGAUGAAACUUGAGAAUGAGCGUAUGGCACUGGAAUUGAAACGAAAGGAAAUGAGUGCUGGUUUUAACUAGUUGGCUGGUCUUGUCAAGCUUAGUUUAUCAUUAUUGUUACAUGCUUGCUAUAAGUCUCCUUUGCUACUGGCAAGCUGCAGUUGGUUUCAAGUGUUUUAUCACAAAUUGGAUGGGGGAGCCUUGUUGGAAAUCAAUGACACUGUCAGCAUAACUGUGUAAUCAUAGGAUGGUUCAAAUUACCAAUGGCUAAUUCUAGUUCAUUUGCCUUAAGUGAAAUCGUAUUGCCUAUGGUUGAAGAAUUUUGUGGCUAGCAUUUCCUGUUUUUACUUUAUUUUGUUUCAGGUUUGACAGUUUCUCCUCUGGGUAUGUUUGAGCUAUAAACUUAUGUCUUUAGGGAGGCUAGGCUAGGGAAUACAGUAAAGAAUGAUGUGGUUAGUACUGUUGUGAAGUUUAAUGUUACAAUGAGCACUCUAUAUCUCUAUUGGUUACAGCGAGGAAUACAGUAAAGAAUGGUGUGGUUAGUACUGUUGUGAAGAUUAAUGUUACAAUGAGCACUCCAUAUCUCUGUUGUCUCUGAAGUUUGGUUGUAUUUCCCUAUGGUUGUUGAGUUCCUCAGAAAUAGGUGAAAUAGGUGGAUAGCAUAGUUGGGUAUUGAGUAAAUUUAGCCUCUUUGUCAACUCUUUCAACAGAUUAUUGGUAGGACAAAGGUUUUGUUUCUCAUAUGGAUUGCUAUUAAUUUUAAUCUUAGCGAAUCUUUCCUUUUUGGGCACAAUAUAUUUACUGGAGGAGGGAGAUCCAUCUAUGCAGAGGAAGAUUGUGAUAGUCUGUUGUGUUUGUCAUAUUUUCAAUAAUCUGCAUUUAGGCUGUGUCUGUCAUGGCGUAAAAUCCAGCUCAAACUGAAAAUGUUUUUGGUUGACCAGGAAAAUGCAGUUUUGAGAUGUGUAAAUUGUUUUAUGCCCCAAACAAACAUAAACAUUUUUCUCUCUUCACAUAGCCUUUAGCCAGAGGUUAGGCCUUGGUGUAAUGGUAAGUGCCUUCCAUCAAAAGAGACAAGUCGCGGGGUUUGAGUCUAAGAAUCAGCCACUACCAAACCAAAAAAAAAAAAAAAAAUGAUAAGACUACCUACCAUGAUCACUCCCAUGACUCGCAAAAGUGGAA
This is a messenger RNA of Quercus robur (English oak), 3280 nucleotides long. RefSeq lists its product as uncharacterized. Bases 836 to 2182 code for a protein of 448 amino acids. The transcript is spliced from 2 exons. NCBI's taxonomy places the organism in Eukaryota, Viridiplantae, Streptophyta, Magnoliopsida, Fagales, Fagaceae. The record is from RefSeq and is a predicted model, not a curated record.